AUGGCAUCCUUUGGUUUGCAACGACCUUCGGCAGCGGCAGCCGCUGUACCAGAACAGCUUAUUGAAGCAGGGACACCCUGGAUCGCAGCCGCCGACGGCAAGCUCUCUCUGCUUCAAACAUCACUCCAACGUCUCCAGCUUCCCGUGACGGCCGCCGAUGAAACCGGGUACACGUUGCUCCAAGCAGCAGCCUCGUACGGACAAUUGCCCGUGUUGCAAUGGAUUCUGAGUCAAAUACAUGCAGAUCCAAACGGUAUUAAUGCCGUGGACCAUGAAGGCGAUUCGGCACUCCAUUAUGCUGGAACGGCCGAGGCGGCUCGCAUGCUCGUCGAGGUGGGAAGAAUAAAUGUGGGACUCGUCAAUCGACAAGGCAAAACAGCACUCCAGCAAAAGCAAGAAGAAUUGCAGCAGUUAUUGGACGAUGAGGACGAAGACAGUGACAGUGAAGAUGUGGAAAGUUUGAAAAAACAAGUCGAAUUCUUGACACAACUGCAACAAUAA
Seminavis robusta is the source of this 501-nucleotide messenger RNA. Lineage: Eukaryota; Bacillariophyta; Bacillariophyceae; Naviculales; Naviculaceae. The record is from the annotation of a GenBank genome assembly.